AUGGUCGGAAGUUUUGAAGCAGCCAAGGACAACAUCGUCAAUUUUGAGAUUUCGAAGCUUGGCGAGAAAAUCGCGGGCACCAUUGUACCGCGAUGGGUCAAGGUUAUACCUGGAUACAUAUCCAAGUUGCAGAAUGAGUUGUCGAUGGCUCCAGGUUCUCUAGCCGAGGAAAUUUGGCACGAAGCAAACGAUCCUGAGAUAAAUCCCGAGAUCAUUUGGGACGCACGAGUUCGAGUAUCAGAUGACAUCUGCAAAGAGGAGCGUCAUUUCUUAGAAAAAAGGAAGUUACGCACAACUGCUGCUCUGGCGAAGUAUCUUGGUGUGCCCGAAGCAGAAAUCCACCCGGCUGAUGUACCCAUUAUCGCAAUGUGCGGAUCUGGUGGCGGUCUUCGCGCCCUGGUUGCCGGCACCUCCUCGUAUCUCUCUGCACACGAAGCAGGACUAUUUGAUUGCGUGACCUACACAGCAGGUGUCAGUGGCUCUUGUUGGUUACAAACCUUGUUUUACUCUUCUGUCGGCCAACAAAAUCAUGGCCGUAUGAUCAAUCAUCUCAAGAACCGCCUCAACGUCCAUAUCGCAUAUCCUCCGGCAGCACUCUCGCUUUUGAGCAGCGCACCUACCAGCAAAUACCUCCUCAGUGGAAUGGUUGAAAAGAUGAAGGGUGUUCCGGAUGCAGCCUUUGGUCUCGUGGAUGUAUACGGUCUCCUUCUUGGUGCGCGUCUGCUAGUUCCUAGAGGCGAGCUAGGCGUCUCAGAUUACGAUUUUAAAAUCUCCAACCAACGGCAAUAUACAGACUCCGGUGCUUACCCGCUUCCCAUAUACACAGCGGUCCGUCAUGAGAUUCCUGAAGUUGUCCAGUCACAAGAUCGUGCCAUGAACCUCAAGGACGAGAACUCAAGGGCGGUUGCUAGAGCGGAGUCCUGGUUCCAGUGGUUCGAAUGGACACCUUAUGAGUUCUUCUGUGAGGAGCUCGGAGCCGGAAUCCCAACCUGGGCCAUCGGUCGCAGAUUCGAUAGAGGGUACAGCGUCUGGAGAGAGAACGGCCUCGCGCUACCCGAGCUUCGAGUUCCUAUGCUUAUGGGCAUCUGGGGAAGUGCAUUCUGCGCGACACUGUCUCACUACUACAAGGAAAUUAGACCUAUCGUUCGCAGUCUUGCUGGGUUCAGUGGCAUUGACCAGUUGAUAGCCGAGAAGGAUGACGACCUUACUAAAGUUCAUCCUUUCGAGCCAGCAUCCAUACCGAACUUUGCUGCAAACAUGAAAAGUCUUCUACCUCAGUCAUGUCCCCAGAGCGUUCACGAUGCGACAACGCUACAGCUGAUGGAUGCUGGAAUGAGCAACAACCUCCCUAUAUAUCCACUCCUACGUCCAGGAAGGGACAUUGACGUUUUGAUUGCGUUCGAUGCUUCUGCAGAUGUCAGAAAGGAUAACUGGAUCAAAGUGACAGAUGGCUAUGUCAAACAACGAGGAAUCAAAGGUUGGCCUAUUGGUGCUGGGUGGCCUAGUGAGGAACUCAGUGAGGAGCAGACUCUCAAGGAACUCGAGCAAGCACAGGUCACGACAGAGAAAGAAGCUGUCGCAAAAAUCGAACGUGCAAGACAUGCAGAAGCUUCCGGUGCCGUCGUGGCAGGCGAGAAGGUCCCGGCCAAACCUACAGAGCUGGGAUAUUGCACUGUCUGGGUUGGCACAACCGAGGAGCGUGAGAAUGACACAGAACCACCUCUUUCAAAACGAGUCGAAGAGGAGUGGGAGCUCAUGCGGCCAGAUGCUGGUAUUGCUGUCAUCUACUUCCCCUUCCUCAAGAACGACAAGGUACCAGGCGUCGACCCGCAGACAUCGGACUUCAUGAGCACAUGGAAUUUCGUCUACACAGAUGAUGAGAUCGACAAAGUUGUAUCAUUGGCUCGAGCGAAUUUUGAGGAAGGAAAGGAACAGACUAGACGCACGAUCCGAGCAGUCUGGGAGAGAAAGAAGAAACAACGUCUGGAGCCUCGCUGCGCUUCUGGUUUGCCAUCAAUCACGACAAGAAUGAGAUGCUUGUCAUUCUGA
Messenger RNA from Aureobasidium melanogenum CBS 110374, 2049 nucleotides. RefSeq names its product FabD/lysophospholipase-like protein. Gene Ontology annotation, cellular component: cytosol. Lineage: Eukaryota; Fungi; Ascomycota; Dothideomycetes; Dothideales; Saccotheciaceae. The record is from RefSeq and is a predicted model, not a curated record. Bases 1 to 2049 code for a protein of 682 amino acids. Gene Ontology annotation, biological process: glycerophospholipid catabolic process. Gene Ontology annotation, molecular function: A2-type glycerophospholipase activity. The transcript is spliced from 2 exons.